AGCACAAAAACUAUUCAAAAGAAACAAACAUAUUACUCCAUCCGUCUCUAAAUAAAGUUCUUCUUUCGUUUUUUCUUUGUCCCUAAAUAAACUUCUCUUUUCCCUUAAAAAAUCCCUUUUACCCCUUACUUUUUCAUACCCUACCUAUCACAUCAUACCUUUUUACUAAUAAUCUACCUAUCACAUCUUACUUUAACACAUCACAUCAAGGGUAUAUUUGGAAAAUCAACACCAAAAUAACCCUUCCUUAAAUCCUCAAAAAGUCAAAAAUGGAACUUUAUUUAUGGACGGAGGCCACCAACGACGGCAAAAACACCCUUCACGGCGGCCCUAAGGGAUACAGCCAUGUUGUUUGGAAGGUCACCAAGUACGAGAACAGCGGAAAUGCUCCCUUCAUUGUCUUCACCCACCGCAGCAACGAUGGCGAAGAAGGAUUCCCUGGUGCACUUAAGGUGGUAGUGACCUACACGCUUGUCGCCGAGGGGCAACUAACCGUGUUCAUGAAAGCAAAGAGCUUGGACGACAAGGUAUCUCCGGUGAGUUUGGGGCAACACACAUACUGGAACCUGGGUGGCCACAACAGCAGCGACAUUCUGGAAGAGAAGCUCAGAAUCAUGGGGCAAUUCAUCACCCCGGUGGACGAGAACUCCAUCCCCACGGGGCAACUUAUGUACGCGAGGGGAACCGCGUACGACUUCACUGAGCCACAGCUCAACGGUAUAGGGAAAAGGAUCCACCUCCUCCCUACACCGGCUGGGUAUGACAUUAACUACCAGCUCGAUGAUUUUGACCCCGCGGGGAAGGUGAGGCCCGCGGCUAUUGUAGAGAACGAGAAGUCGGGGUUGAGGCUUGAGCUUUCCACGGAUGCUCCGGGCUUGCAAUUCUACACCGGGAAUUUGAUCAAAGAUGUUAAGGGGAAGGGAGGAUUUACGUACAAAACUCAUGCUGGUUUUUGCUUGAUGACUCAGUGGUUCCCUAACUUUGUUAACAAUCCAACAUUCCCUCAGGCCCUUGUGGAGAAGGGCAAGGUUUACAAGCACCACAUGGCGUUUAAUUUUUCCCGCAUUUGAUCAAGAUUAUUAUUAUAUAUUUAUAUUUAACAUUUAUAUAUAAUUUUCGUAAUAUUUAUUUUGAUUUACUGUAUUUGUAUUUAUUUAUGGAACAAACUAGACAAUCCAAAUGUAAUAAGGCUAGGAGGGACAAUUAAAUUAAGCUCCGGCUGUUUGGAAGAGGUUUGAUUAUCAAGUACCAAUAAUGAGCUAAACAUUUA
Molecule: messenger RNA, 1270 nt
Organism: Cuscuta campestris
Lineage: Eukaryota; Viridiplantae; Streptophyta; Magnoliopsida; Solanales; Convolvulaceae
Source: the annotation of a GenBank genome assembly